AUGCCUGGAACCAUGAAGCUCGCCACCUACUUGUUCAAGCGUCUCCAGCAGCUGGGCGUCGACUCCGUCCAUGGCGUCCCUGGGGACUUCAACCUUACCCUCCUCGACUACGUUGAGCCAGCUGGCCUGCGAUGGGUGGGAAGCGCCAAUGAGCUCAACGCGGGAUAUGCGGCAGACGGAUACUCCAGAAUCAAGGGCAUUGGCGCCAUUGUCACAACUUUUGGUGUCGGCGAGUUGUCCGCCAUCAACGCCAUUGCAGGAGCCUUUUCCGAGAGAGCGCCAGUGGUUCAUGUCGUCGGUGUUCCCAGUCGACCCAUGCAAGAUGGCCGCAUCCUUGUCCAUCACACCAUGAAGGAUGGCGAUUUUUCACGGUUCGCGCAGGCUCAGGCGCUCUUCACAGUUGCCCAGGCUCGUCUUUGGGACCCUAGAACUAGUGCCGAGCAGAUCGAUGAAGUUCUGAGACAGUGUCUGCACCACAGCCGUCCCGUCUACAUUGAGGUGCCGGUCGACAUGGUGUCCGCGCAGGUCUCGGAAGAGCGAUUGGCUCAGCCUCUGCAGCUGAUUCAACCCGAGCCCACCAGGAACCAAGAUCGUCUGAUCAGCAGAGUAUUGGACAAGAUACACUCAGCCAAGCAGCCCGUCAUUCUGUUGGAUGGUGAGAGCCGAGGAAUCGGCAUCGUUCAGGACGUCCAGGAGUUCUCAAAGGCCACCGGCUGGCCAACUUAUGUCACGGGCUUCGCCAAGGGCCUCUUGGAUGAGACGGAACCUAACUUCCACGGCAUCUACAAAGCGAAGUUCGGUGAGGCGGCUGCGGAAACGUUCUUCAAAGAGGCCGACUUGAUUCUCUGCUUCGGCCCCCAUUUCAGCACCACCAACUCAUACGGCAAUGCUGCUCUUCCCAACCCCGCCACCACCAUUUCCUUCAGCCACAAUGAGACUGUAUUCGAGGGCGAGCUGAUUCGCGACACACCCGCAAAGUAUCUCGUUCCCAAGAUUGUUCAGGGAGUGGACGCAGCCAAGGCCAAAGGCGUCUACACCACCUACCCUGACCUUCCAAGAGACUCCAUUCUGCCGUUCUCUGAGGUCCCGGCCGACGCCCCCCUUGCUCAAGAUCGCCUGUGGAACAUUGUUGGCAAUUUUCUGCGUCCUGGCGACAUUCUCAUGGGCGAAACUGGUACCUCGAGCUAUGGCUCCCGCAUCGUCCCGCUGCCCAAAUACGCUCGGUACUUUACGCACGUAACAUGGCUCUCCAUCGGCUACAUGCUGCCUGCCGCCCAGGGCGCCGCCAUGGCCACUGAGGAGCUCAUUAAGGCAUCGAAAUUUCACUCUGAUGUAAAGGAGUCGCGAACCAUUCUCUUUAUUGGUGACGGCAGCUUCCAGAUGACAACACAGGAGCUUGCAACUAUCAUUCGACACAACCUCAACGUUAUUGUUGUACUUGUCAACAAUGACGGCUAUACCGUCGAGCGGUGCAUUCAUGGCAAGGAUGAGACGUACAAUGGAAUUUCGCCGUGGAACUACCUCAAGGCCCCGGCGCUUUUUGGCGCCGCCGAUGCCUACACGGCGACUGCGAGAACGUAUGGAGAGCUUGAAAAAGUGUUCAACGAUGAGAAACUCAAAGACGGCCAGGGCUUGCGCAUGGUUGAAAUUUUCCUAGACCGCGAUGAUGCCCCCAAGGGUCCUCUUUUUGACUACAUGGAAAUUCAAAAGGCUGGUAAUGGCAUCCUCGUUGAGAAGGAAGUAGUGGAUGCUUAA
This is a messenger RNA of Cordyceps fumosorosea ARSEF 2679, 1755 nucleotides long. RefSeq names its product Pyruvate decarboxylase/indolepyruvate decarboxylase. Gene Ontology annotation, molecular function: thiamine pyrophosphate binding; magnesium ion binding; carboxy-lyase activity. The transcript has a single exon. Bases 1 to 1755 code for a protein of 584 amino acids. NCBI's taxonomy places the organism in Eukaryota, Fungi, Ascomycota, Sordariomycetes, Hypocreales, Cordycipitaceae. The record is from RefSeq and is a predicted model, not a curated record.